This is a messenger RNA of Salvia splendens (bonfire salvia), 699 nucleotides long. Its product is annotated as alkane hydroxylase MAH1-like. Bases 1 to 699 code for a protein of 232 amino acids. The record is from RefSeq and is a predicted model, not a curated record. The transcript has 2 exons. NCBI's taxonomy places the organism in Eukaryota, Viridiplantae, Streptophyta, Magnoliopsida, Lamiales, Lamiaceae. Gene Ontology annotation, molecular function: iron ion binding; heme binding; oxidoreductase activity, acting on paired donors, with incorporation or reduction of molecular oxygen.
AUGGAUUCUUCAAAGAGUCUCAUUUCCAAACCUCCAUGCCCAAGAUCAUCCAACACACCCUCGAGCAAGGCCCUCGUCCCAGUCCUCCGCCAUGCGUCCGAGCAUAAUCAGGUCCUUGACCUGCAAGAGGUCUUCACCAGGUACAUGAUCGACGCGACGUACUUGAUGGCCACCGGAUCCAACACGGCCUCGGUCAGGGUAGGGUUCCCACACUGCCCCCUCAUGCAGGCGGCCAUGGACAACAUGGCCGACGCCGUCUUCUGGCGAAACGCAUGGAAGCUGCAGAGCUUCCUCAACAUCGGGACCGAGAAGAACAUGGCGCGAGCCUGCACCGAUAUCAACCAAAUCGUCGAUAAUUUCCUCUCCACCGAGCACCGCCAAAUCGGAGACGAUCAUUUCGACGUGCUAAAUUUUUACCGAACUGGCGGCGACAACGAAACCCCCAAAAAGGAGUUCUUAGCUGCCAACAUCAUGACCCUCUUCUUCGCGGCUCGAGACACCUCGGCCGCGAUCCUCACCUGGUUCUUCUACUUAAUUAAUUCUUCAAACCCUAAAUCGAAGAAGGCGAUUUUGGAGGAAAUCGAUUGCUUUUACCCGUCGACUGACAUUUUUCCGAAUGCGGAGGAUUUGGGUAAAAUGGUGUAUCUCCAUUGCGCCCUAAGCGAGAGCUUGAGGCUGUGUACCCUCCUGCACCGGUGA